GCCUCUUUAACGCAUCCAGUGGAAAUGACAAACCAGAGGCGCUCCGUGGGCCAGCAUGUCAAACACUAACAGUAAUCAUUGGUUUUAGCAAAAGCAACUCAGCCGAAACUCACAUCCUCAGACACUAACGAGGCAUAUUUGUCCCAUUUCGUUGGUCUGCGGACGCGUCAAAGUUGGAGCGGGCAUCGCCAAAUGGACGUCGAUGGACUGGAAUGAAACCUCCACUUCUAUCGGACUGAAGGAAGGAGGGAAAGAAGCCUCUGUAUGUUCAAGCUCCAACCGGAGGGGCAUCGGUGCGUGCGUGUUGGAUGUGGGUGCGUGCGGGAAAGUGUGUCCUGGGUGCGUGUGCGUGCGGACCAGCAGCAGGAGCGGCGGCGGCGGCGGCGGUGGUGGCCGCGGGAAGGGAAGUUUAGCGCCGUGAUUUUUCUUCUUUCCCUCUAGUCUGUUGUGUCGUUUCUCAUGUCAUACCAGGGGACAGGCGGAUUAACGGUUCCCUGAUGAAAAUUAAUCAUCUGUGCAGAGACUCUGUGAUCGUGACUAUGAUGAUGUCGAGUAAGAGCGUGGAGUGGCUGCAGGAGGAGCUGGAGUCCGGGGCCAGCUCUCUGCUGCUGCUGGACUGCAGGUCCCAUGAGCUGUACGAGUCCUCGCACAUCGAGUCAGCCAUCAACCUGGCCAUCCCGGGCCUCAUGCUCCGGAGGCUGAAGAAGGGAAACCUCCCUAUCCGCUCCAUCAUCCCCAACAACGAGGACAAGGAGAAAUUUGUCAAGCGGUGCAAGACGGACGUGGUGGUUCUGUACGAUGAGGCGACCUCGGAGCGACAGGAGUCCGGGCUCGGGAGCUCCGUGCUGGGGCUGCUCCUGCAAAAACUGCGGGACGACGGGUGCAAGGCUUUCUAUCUGGAGGGGGGCUUCAAUAAGUUCCAGUCAGAGUAUCCCGAGCACUGCGAGACCAAUCUGGACUGCUCCUGUCCCAGCAGCUCCCCACCAGCCUCCGUCCUUGGCCUGGGAGGACUCCGCAUCAGCUCUGACUGCUCGGAUGGGGAAUCUGACCGCGAGCCAGGCAGUGCCACAGAGUCUGAGGGGAGUCCGCUCCCCAACAACCAGCCAGCAUUUCCCGUCCAGAUCCUACCGUACCUUUACCUGGGCUGUGCCAAAGACUCCAGCAACCUCGAUGUGCUCAGCAAGUACAAUAUCAAGUACAUCCUCAACGUCACGCCCAACCUGCCCAACAUGUUCGAGCAUGAAGGGGACUUCAAGUACAAACAGAUCCCCAUCUCAGAUCACUGGAGCCAGAACCUCUCUCAGUUUUUCCCAGAGGCCAUUUCAUUUAUUGACGAGGCCCGCUCCAAAAAGUGUGGCAUCCUGGUCCACUGUCUGGCUGGGAUCAGUCGUUCAGUGACCGUUACAGUGGCCUACCUGAUGCAGAAGCUCAACCUGUCACUAAAUGACGCAUAUGACUUCGUCAAGCGGAAAAAGUCCAACAUUUCCCCAAACUUCAACUUCAUGGGCCAGCUCCUGGACUUUGAACGGACGCUGGGCCUCAACAGCCCCUGCGACAACCACUCGACCUCCCCGACGCACGACCAGCUCUUCUUCACCACCCCAACUAAUCACAAUGUGUUUCAGCUAGACACGCUGGAGUCCACAUGAAAAUUAGAUAGAGGACUGUCCCUUUUCUGGGGGUUCAAGGUGGUGUCGUUCCAAGCGGCUGUACUGGAAGGAAGCAGCCAGUUUUAAUGAAUGUUUUAGCCUCCCACAGGCUCGUCGUCCGAGAGCCUUGCCACAGGGCAGUGUUGGAGGGACAGAAGAGGUCACAGAUGCCACGUUGAAAGGGGAAUGGGGAGGUUUUUUUUUAACCCAAAAGGGGAACUGACAGACAGGUUUGCAAUGGCGUCCUCCUUGCCGCUGAUUGAAAUUGAGGGAGGAAGAGCCCUGAUCAACAUGUCUUGUGAUGAAGAACCAAGGAGACAUGACUGACUGAGGAACUGAGCGAAGGCGGCAGCAGGACAGACAGCUUCAUACAAAGAUAGUAAUAUGGAAAAAUCUACAGCGCUUGACCUAUGAGACAACAGCAUCCUCUCUGUCUUUCUGUCUCAGCUCUUGAGCUGAGCUGACUGGUGCCAAGUGGAGAGUCUGGGAUUUGCUUGUAGGAAAUCUCACUCUACUGAAUGUAGAGUUUUAUAAACCAAGGAAUUAACACACACACACACACACACACACACAACUAAACAAAGUAUGUAUGUUUGUACUGUAUGUAUGUUAAUGUACAUCGCAGAAAAUGUAUGAGCAGUCCUUAACAAAUUUAGUAUGUCUAUAUGCAUUUUUGUAUAUUUUUGUGUACAUUUACGCACAAAUCUAUACCUUAUAUAAAUAUAUACGCAUAGAAAUCUUAUCUAUCCAAUCCAAUAAUGGCUUAAGAGAAUGUAAAACUAAAGAAAGUGGAAUGGGUGUGGUGGCGCCAACAAAGGUGAACAUUGUGAUAUUCAUAGUUGUCUUCUCUUUUUCUUUCUUUCUUUUUUUUUUUUUUUCAAAGUUUCGUUUUGUCUUUAGGUUAGCAAUGACCUAAUGCAGUUUGCACAGUGGUGUAGCCAAUGACAUGUUGGCACUUGGAGCCAGUGCUUGAAAGCAGGCAGAUAAAGAGACAUUCAGAGAAGAGGAGUGGAGAGGAGAGGCCAGUCCCAGGCUGCGACGAGUCCCGACAGCUGCACAGCGGAGUGGGGAGGGAGCAGGAACUGAGUCCCGAGCAAAUAAUGAGCUUCAGGUGUUAAAGGAUUGGGUCUAGGCCAUAGGGUUAGAAAUGAUCAGUUGAAACGUGGUUGGGUCGUUGACAUUUGGCCAACUGUUUUCAAGUGCAAGUUCCCAGUUCCUACUUCCUUCCCCUUACGCUAUGCCUGUUCAUGACUUCAGUUGCCUAACAAGAAGUACCAGUUGUCUUUGCCAGCUGUUUUAGUCUUUCAUUCAGAAGUUAAACUCUGAAAUUCCUUAGUUAUUUCAUCAUAGCAUCUAAUUGCUCCAACUUGAAUCAGAGGUCAGGGUUGGUGUUGAGGGAUCUUAAAGCAGUGUUAAUAUUUCUAAGCAACUUUUUGGGCAGCUUAUCCUAGCAACCUUUGGCAAGGAAGUGCCUCGACACUCUUGUAUUACCUUACUUCUUUUUUGCCUAAAGGGAGCUGUUCAUUUAUCAUCCUAACUUUGAGUCCUUUUAGGACCAAGGUGCACAUUUGCCAAAAAAGGGACUCUCGGACUGUGACUGUGAUCUGGUCUCAUUGUUGAUUAUGGUGUUGUGGACUGGGACUGGCCUCAGCUACAGGCUGCACUUAGCUACUUAAAUAGCUUCUCAUCCCUUAACUGCAUGAGAGAAAACAGAAGGUCUUUCUGUAAAAGGAUCGCCCAUUUUGUCAAUGGAAAGUUUGAUUCACCCUUAAGCCUUGGGUAUUAUAUGAACGAUAUAUUAUAUUAAACACACAUAUAUAUAUAUAUAUGUAUGUGUGUAUACAUAUAUAUAUAUAUAUAUAUAUAUAUAGAGAGCUAAUAGUAAACAGAUUAUUUUGUAUACCUGAGCAUGAUGUGGCACUAUAUACUGUCUAACAGUAGACAUAACCACAGACUGGAUGUUGCUUUACCAAGGUGGGAAGAUGAAUGAUGGGGACCGUUUUUUUAACUGCUGUUGCUGCUGAACACAGUGGUAAACAGCAUGGGGUUAGGGAGUUUUCUAAGACCCUGUCCACAUAUGAAGCACCUUAACAAAAAUGUCUUAUUAGUCAAAAUUUUGCUGCAGUAGUUUGGGGUUUUUGAGUGAAAUAACACUGCAGCGCUUCGACUAGUGACAGUGUCAUGUAAGAAUAUUUUUGACGUAUUCAGCUCGUAAAUGCACAAAUCUGUGGUAAAUUGCUCUUACCAACCCGAGGAAUGCCACCUCUUCAUGAGGAUUAUUUGUGAGUUAGGACAAUUAGCAUAAUCAAUGCUCCAAAAUGCUACAGAAGAUUACUCAUUCUUCUCAGUUUGUUGAUAGGUUUUCUUCACUAAAAA
Scatophagus argus is the source of this 4025-nucleotide messenger RNA. RefSeq names its product dual specificity phosphatase 7 (gene dusp7). The transcript has 3 exons. Bases 498 to 1649 code for a protein of 383 amino acids. Gene Ontology annotation, molecular function: protein tyrosine/threonine phosphatase activity; MAP kinase tyrosine/serine/threonine phosphatase activity. Gene Ontology annotation, cellular component: cytoplasm; cytosol. NCBI's taxonomy places the organism in Eukaryota, Metazoa, Chordata, Actinopteri, Scatophagidae. Gene Ontology annotation, biological process: protein dephosphorylation; negative regulation of MAPK cascade. The record is from RefSeq and is a predicted model, not a curated record.